CUCAACGUUUCUUCUUCGGACGGACUGCUAGCUUCAGAGCUUCUUGCAGAAGAGACGAGGAGGAUGAAAUCGGCGUUAACCUCAACAAUGGCGACUGUCGAGCAAUGGUGAAAUCGGAGAAACUAUGCUCAGAGCACUGACUGUUCACAAUGCAGUGGUACUUCGUCGCAGCCCUUCUCACCGUCCUCACCAGCUCUCAGGGAAUACUCACGACACUCUCUCAAAGCAAUGGGGGAUAUAAGUACAACUAUGCGACUGUCCCAUUCCUCGCAGAAGUUUUCAAGCUGCUUGUUUCUAGCGUCCUUCUAUGGAGAGAAAUUCGAACAUUGCCUUCUACAAGGAUGACUACAGAAUGGAAAAGUGUCCGCUUAUUUCCCAUUCCUUCGAUCAUAUAUCUGAUUCAUAAUAAUGUUCAAUUUGCUACGCUGACGUAUGUGGAUACAUCCACAUACCAGAUAAUGGGAAAUCUGAAGAUCGUUACUACUGGAAUAUUAUUCAGGCUGUUCCUACGAAAGAAGCUCUCCAACCUUCAGUGGAUGGCAAUUGUACUCCUGGCUGUCGGGACAACCACAAGCCAGAUCAAAGGUUGUGGACAAACUUCAUGCGACUCUCUCUUCUCAGCACCAAUCCAGGGGUAUAUGCUUGGAAUCCUCUCCGCUUGCCUAUCAGCAUUAGCAGGUGUUUACACAGAAUUUCUGAUGAAGAAGAACAACGAUAGUCUGUAUUGGCAGAAUGUUCAAUUAUAUACGUUUGGGGCAAUAUUCAACAUGGGACGGUUAGUGCUGGAUGAUUUCAGAGGUGGAUUUGAGAAGGGACCUUGGUGGCAAAGGCUUUUAAACGGAUAUGAUUUGAUAACUUGGAUGGUGGUGUUAAAUCUUGGAUCAACAGGCUUGCUUGUUUCGUGGUUGAUGAAGUAUGCGGAUAACAUAGUUAAGGUUUAUUCCACGUCAAUGGCGAUGCUGCUAACUAUGGUGCUAUCUGUAUAUCUUUUCUCCUUCAAGCCAACUCUACAGCUGUUCUUGGGGAUCGUUAUCUGUAUGAUGUCGCUGCACAUGUACUUUGCUCCACCAAACAUGCUUGUGGAUCUUCCUUCAACAUCAAAAGCAUCUCCUGAAAGCUUGAAAGAAAUUUCGAUUGAUCGAAAGAACGAGUCCUGAAUCUGAGGCUACUAUAAGAGAUCAAUAAGAAAAUACGCAGUCUGGUUUGCCCCAUGACAAUUCCAACAGACGGUAUGCCUGCGCAACAAUAUUCCAAACGAGCAAAAAUGCUUUCUGGUUUCCAGCUGAAUUCUCCUAAGGUUGAAGUUUGCACAAGCGAGUGAAAAUGCUCUCAGUGGAGAAAAAGUGGCGAAAAUUUGUGAUGGAGUAAAUUACCUCCUAUACUGGCACGGACACAUUCAAUUGUUGGUUCCAUAUUGUGACCCUUUUUUCUCAGGAAUGCAGUAGUUAUUUAAGUAGAAUGAUACUGCGUCCGAGUAUUUUGUUCGACUUAUUGAUCGGAUUGUUCUGUCCGGUGUUAUAGUUAAUUGAAGGGAAAGUGGAAAGGGGAGAAAGAACUUGCAAAUUUCUAGAUCCUGAGCUGCAGAGAUUGUUCCGUAGUGAAGUCGACUGAUGUAGGCAUGCGAUUUCAUGUGGACUAGAUAUCAUCUCCCCGCGGCAUCAUCCCGUGUUGUAUUAAUUGUUUUACCAACUUGCUUCAUUAUUUUUCUAGCU
Molecule: messenger RNA, 1712 nt
Organism: Punica granatum (pomegranate)
Lineage: Eukaryota; Viridiplantae; Streptophyta; Magnoliopsida; Myrtales; Lythraceae
Source: RefSeq, a predicted model, not a curated record